Messenger RNA from Ostrinia nubilalis (European corn borer), 1809 nucleotides. RefSeq lists its product as uncharacterized. Bases 1 to 1809 code for a protein of 602 amino acids. Lineage: Eukaryota; Metazoa; Arthropoda; Insecta; Lepidoptera; Crambidae. The transcript has 12 exons. The record is from RefSeq and is a predicted model, not a curated record.
AUGAUGUUACGAGUAUACCCUGAUGAUCAUUUAACUUUAAUCGAUAAUGUAGACCCAACGUCAGUCAUAUCUGAAAUAAAAGCAACAAGAAUAAGUGAAGUAGAAUCGUGGAUACUGGCAACUCCUACAGUAGUGUUGAGGAAAAGGGAGAUAAGAGAUCGUGAAGAGUUAGAAGAUGUUAAGGAGGAUUUGAUUGAUUUGCCGCUGGAGACAGAUACGAGUAAUGAGACGUUGUUGUUCAAACGAGAGAUAAUAAAACCAGAACAGCAGCCACCUGUGCAAGUGCACAUACAGAAUAUUACUGAAUCGCCAGAAACCGGUAGCGUUCAAAUAGUAUACGUGGUCCUUGUUGGUGGUCGGGCAGUGCCUGCUGCAGUAGCAGCAAGAGACAUGCGCCUCGUGAGAGACGCAGAAGUGGCAAGGGAGCUGGGAGCAGUUGUCACUACUAAGGCUGAGCCAGCGUACCUGAAGGCAGCCGAAGGUCUGGAGGGUGAGGCGGAGACAGGAGGCGUCCACGGAACCGAGCUUUGGGCCCUCGCAGUGGGAGCCGUCGUGGCAGUACUACUGCUGCUAGUCCUCUUGGCUUUGCUGUGUCUGGCACAUAGGAGGAAAGCAAUCAAAUCAGCAGCUUCUCUACGAGCGUACAGGAACGAGAUGUUACGAGAAGCGGAACGCAAUCAGUUGAAACAAGUUCAUGAAGAAAAGGAUGGGCGAUUGAUCAGCGUAGUUUCUCCAAGCAGGACAAGACCUAGCAGUACCUUACUACCAAUUUACAGAGCUGGUAGUGCUUCAAGUUCCUCAACAACCUCGUCUGGAGUAUCAGAAGUAGCAGCAGCUAUACGCCGAAGACAGAAGAAGCCCCAUGCAUUACGAAUGCCUCAAAAGAAAAGAGUGGGCACUACAGACAGUUUGCUGGAAGCAGCAGGUGUUGAUAGCUCGGAUAGUCAGGCAUCAGCGCCGCACACACCUACCUCAUAUCUUUCGAUGCCAUCAGUCAACUCCUUCCCAAGGGGCAAUAUCGUUGAGCCACUAUCCCGUAUCCUGGAACCAGUAUCGGUGCGUCAUCUGGACAUAGAUUCGCCGUUGUCCAGUCCAAAGCAAAAGACUGACCGGGCCCAGGACAAAACCAAGGAUGUGGUGCAAAGGCGACAGAUGCCUUCACAACUGGUGCGGCUCGGAAGCAUAGAUAAGGACCCAGGAGUCAUCGGGCCUUUGGUAUGGGAUCUCCACUGCCAGAGGAUCAAAGAUGCAUCAAAGCCAUCCAGUCCCACCAAGUCUGGAGGCAAGCCCGUCCCGUCCCGCAUGAGGCAGCGUUUCAACGAGCUUAUGGAUGACGCGUUUACGCUGUUUGGAAGUGCCUCGGGACAGUCUCGGGACACGCCAGGCGAAUCUGAGAGGGACAGCGGAGACAAGCUUAAGAAGUCAGAUACAGAGCAACUAGCCCAGGCAAGGAACGACAACGUGCGCCUUCCGGGCUCUCCUUACACGGCCCUUGACACUGUGAGGGGACGAUCAGCUGGCAGUGGAAGAGGUGGCACUCAACCAGCAGAGGCGACCGCUAGCGUGCGCCCACGCACAUCGUUCACGCGGCCGGUAGCCGAGCGUAGGGCUCCGCCCCCCGCCAGGGCUUGGGGGCCCACGCCGCCACACUCGCUGACCGGAGUGGCAGGUCGCGUCCCCGCAGUCAACCCUUCCUUGGUCCUGUCUGAAGGCCGCCUCGCACCGGAGGACCCUGCUAUCCCGCUCAUCUCCGCAAUAAAGAGCGAGAUACAACGCAUCAGGGAACACGCACAUAAACCUGACACGUAA